GUGAUGGAGAACAGGACACAGGUGACAGAGUUCCUCCUGCUGGGACUGACCAAUGACCCACGCCUGCAGCUUCCCCUCCUCAUAACCUUCCUCCUCAUCUACACCAUCACUGUGCUUGGGAACCUGGGGAUGAUCCUGCUGAUCCUGCUGGACGCUCGUCUGCACACCCCCAUGUACUUCUUCCUUGGUAACCUGUCUCUGGUGGAUUUCUGUUCCUCCACGGUUGUCACUCCGACAGUCAUGGCUGGGCUCUUCACGGGAAACAAGGUCAUUUCCUACAACGCCUGUGCUGCUCAGAUGUUCUUCUUCACAACCCUCAUCUGUGUGGAAAAUUAUCUCUUGGCUGCAAUGGCCUACGACCGCUAUGCCGCAGUGUGCAGACCCCUGCACUACACCACCACCAUGAGGACCAGUGUGUGUGCGGGUCUCGUCCUAGGCUGCUAUGUCAGUGGCUUCCUGAAUGCCUGCAUCCACACUGGGGAAACCUUCUGUCUCUUCUUUUGUAACUACAAUAGGAUCCAUCACUUUUUCUGUGAUAUUCCAACGGUCAUGACUCUGUCCUGCUCUGACAAACAGGCCAAUGAGCUUAUGGUUGUUUAAGUUGUGAGCUUCCAUAUCAUUUUUGCCUUCAUUAUUAUCUGGAUAUCCUACAUCUUCAUUUUUAUCACCAUCUUAAGGAAACACUCAGGUACAGGUGCUCAAAAGACUCUAUCGACCUGUACUUCUCAUUUCACCACGGUCUGUGUCUUCUGGGGGACCGCCAUCUUCACGUACCUGCAGCCCAGCUCCAGUCACUCCAUGGACACAGACAAAAUUGUCUCUGUGUUCUACACCAUGGUCAUCCCCAUGCUGAACCGCGUGGUCUACAGUCUGAGGAACAAGGAGGUCAAGAGCGCAUUUUUAAAGGUCAGUCAUGCAUUCAUUUUUUUGAACCACAAUAAUUCUUAG
Molecule: messenger RNA, 948 nt
Organism: Chinchilla lanigera (long-tailed chinchilla)
Lineage: Eukaryota; Metazoa; Chordata; Mammalia; Rodentia; Chinchillidae
Product: olfactory receptor 5B2-like
Exons: 1
Biological process (GO): G protein-coupled receptor signaling pathway; sensory perception of smell
Cellular component (GO): membrane
Molecular function (GO): olfactory receptor activity; odorant binding; G protein-coupled receptor activity
Source: RefSeq, a predicted model, not a curated record